This is a messenger RNA of Polistes canadensis, 1568 nucleotides long. RefSeq names its product two pore potassium channel protein sup-9 (gene Task7). Gene Ontology annotation, molecular function: potassium ion leak channel activity. NCBI's taxonomy places the organism in Eukaryota, Metazoa, Arthropoda, Insecta, Hymenoptera, Vespidae. Bases 435 to 1448 code for a protein of 337 amino acids. Gene Ontology annotation, cellular component: membrane. The transcript is spliced from 5 exons. Gene Ontology annotation, biological process: potassium ion transmembrane transport; stabilization of membrane potential. The record is from RefSeq and is a predicted model, not a curated record.
CGUUACCACUAGCAAUAUAUAUCUAUGGAGAAAUCACUAGGCGUUUCAUAUUUCCAUGGAGUAUAUCUUUUAGUUGUUGGACCGAUCAAUACUUCAUGAGUUUCGUUUGGGUUGAGGGUUCAAGAAGCACAUUGUGUGAAUUGUACGUUUUUAGAUAAGUGCACGCACGAGUUUAUGAUCUUUCGAGGAUGCUAGAAAGAAAAGAAUGAUUUGAAAAUUAAUCGAAAUGAUGAACAUUUGUUUAAAUAUUUCCCAAUGGAGUGUUAUGGUGACCAAGUGUUGAGUGUUUUUCAAUGGACGUUAUGUGUUUCCUUGAUGAGUGACUGCCAACAUUUCGAUAAAAAUCGACUGAAAUUAUUUUUAAAUAUAAUACAAACUAAAGUGUUGUCACCUUUUUGGAACGUUCAUUUUAUCUUGUUAAUUAAUUAACGAAGAUGAAGAGACAGAACGUUAGAACUUUAUCGUUGGUAGUGUGCACAUUUAUUUAUCUUUUGAUUGGUGCUGCGGUUUUCGAUGCACUUGAAUCGGACACCGAAAGGAAACGUCGGGAAUUUUUAUCGGAUAUACGCCGUAACAUGAUGAAAAAGUAUAACAUUAGUGAGGAGGAUUAUCGUAUGGUUGAGAUCGUAAUUAUUGAAAAUAAACCCCAUAAAGCGGGUCCUCAAUGGAAAUUUGCUGGUGCCUUCUACUUUGCUACAGUUGUUCUCGCUAUGAUUGGUUAUGGACAUUCCACUCCCGUAACCAUUGGUGGCAAAGCAUUUUGUAUGGCAUACGCUAUGGUGGGCAUACCACUUGGUCUGGUAAUGUUUCAAAGUAUUGGCGAACGUUUAAACAAAUUUGCUUCCGUUGUUAUAAGACGAGCUAAGACUUACAUGAGAUGUAAAAAGAACGACGCUACGGAAAUGAACCUAAUGUUGGCUACUGGAUUAUUAUCAAGUAUAAUAAUCACUACCGGUGCUGCGGUAUUUUCACGUUACGAGGGUUGGAGUUACUUCGAUAGUUUCUAUUAUUGUUUCGUCACGUUAACGACCAUCGGUUUUGGUGAUUUCGUUGCUUUGCAGAACGAUCAUGCACUUUCAAACAAACCAGGUUACGUGGCUCUAAGUUUGGUGUUCAUUUUAUUCGGUUUAGCGGUUGUCGCAGCUAGCAUCAAUCUAUUGGUUCUACGUUUUAUGACAAUGAAUACCGGAGAUCCACGUCGGGAGGAUAACGAUUUGCAAAUAACAGCCGAUCAUGUGUUAACCUUAGACGGUGAAGUAGUUGCUGUUAAUGGCAAAGCUUUGCCCAAUCUCGUGCCGAUAGUUCACGAUACGGACGAUUGCGUGAGCGUGUGUUCAUGUACGUGUCUUGGACCAACAAAUUCGGAAUUGUUGGAUUCUUCUGGUUACCAAGGUUACAGACCACCAUCAACCUCGGCGAGCUUUCGCGUUAAACGUGCAUCCGUCUGAUGGAAGGAGUUUCGUCGUCGUAGUUUACGUCGUCGACUUUCCAAGGCCGACAGCCGAGAACUUCUUGGCAUCGAUGUUUGAACUCGAAUAAAGAGAAAAAAAAAACAAAAAAAGGAAAAA